AUGUCCCUCGAUUUCGUCACCCUCGACGUCUUCACGACGACGCCCUACCAGGGCAACCCCCUCGGCGUCGUCCAUCUGCCCCACGACAGGCCCAUCACGCAGGCGCAGAAGCAGGCCAUCGCCCGCGAGUUCAACCUCUCCGAGACCGUCUUCCUCCACGACGUCGACCCGGCCAACGACCCGGACCCCACGACCCGCCGCAUCGACAUCUUCAUGACCAAGGGCGAGCUCCCCUUUGCCGGCCACCCGACCAUCGGCGCCGCCGCCUACCUGCGGUCCCGCGGCGUCACGACCCUCGUCACCAAGGCCGGCCCCAUCCCCAUCACGGCGGGGCCCGAGGCCGGCGUCGUCUAUGCCGCCAUCCCGCACGACGUGCACCUCAACUCGCGCCGGCUGCGGGACCACGACGAGGCGGCGCUGCGGCCCGGCAGCCUCCACGCGACGCCUGCCAUUCGGAGCGCCGAGCUCGCGGCGCCGCUGUUCAGCAUCGUGAACGGCAUGACCUUUUCGCUCAUCAGGCUGCCGGGGCUCGAGGCGCUGGCUCAGGUGAGCCCCGGCCGGUUUUCUGUGGCGGCGGGUGACAUCAUGGACGAGGGGUGGCACGAGACGUUCAUUGGACGGUAUUACCACGUCAUCACUGGCACCGGCGUCGGCGCAGACGGCACACGCACGGUCAGGCUGCGGACGAGGAUGGUCGAGGACGAGAUUGAGGACCCGGCGACGGGGUCGGCGGCAUGUGCGCUGACCAGCUACCUCGCGCUGCACGAGUAUGAGGAGAGGGAGGUCAGGUUUGAGGUGACCCAGGGUGUCGAGAUGGGAAGACGGAGCGAUAUCGGGGUCGUCGUCAAGGUGGCGGUCGGUCGGGACGGGCAAAGGAUGGUGGAGGGCGUGCAGCUGGGCGGUCGCGCCGUCGAGAUCAUGAGGGGAGCGGACCGUCAGUUUCUACAGCUAACCCGUAUCUCCAAGGAUAAUCGCCUCGACCAGACCAAUACCACAAUACAAGCAAUGGCGCCGGCGCCCCAAUCCAAGAAUCUGUGGAGCAUGACGGCCAGUGCAAGCAACACCACCAUCGUGCUGCCACCCCAAGAUGAGGCGCCAACUCCGGACCUGUUCACGAUCACAAUUGGAAUCGUGGGCCUCUUCCUAACUAUUGCCACCAUUACCAUCGCGUGGCGCCAGUAUCUCCAGCAGCGGCACCCUGCGCUCCCCCCGGCUCGCACCACCAUAGCGCUCAAUGAUAUGGCUGGCCAGGUGCCGGCGACGCCCUCAUCGCCUAUCCAGAACGAUACCCGUCGAGUGGAUCACCCCUCUUCCGAGACUAGCCUGCCGACCUUCAAUCGAACGCCCGACGAGCACCAGAGUGAUGACAACGAGUGA
This is a messenger RNA of Verticillium nonalfalfae, 1377 nucleotides long. RefSeq lists its product as uncharacterized. Gene Ontology annotation, molecular function: isomerase activity. Bases 1 to 1377 code for a protein of 458 amino acids. Gene Ontology annotation, cellular component: cytoplasm. The record is from RefSeq and is a predicted model, not a curated record. Gene Ontology annotation, biological process: biosynthetic process. NCBI's taxonomy places the organism in Eukaryota, Fungi, Ascomycota, Sordariomycetes, Glomerellales, Plectosphaerellaceae. The transcript is spliced from 3 exons.